AUUCAGGCGCUUUUCCUGUCCCUCCAUUGGCUCCAGCUGCGGUCAGUCAGGAGUCCUGCCUGAAUGUGUGCUGCCGGGCAGACGUAAACAGUCCUCGUUUCGGCUGAAACUCGUCUGAUCGCCGAGGAAAAGCUUUUAUUUCUUAUUCGGAGGAAGGAUUUCUCCGAGAAAUGGCGCCGACGAUACAGACUCAAGCGCAGCGGGAGGACGGACACCGGAGCUCUUCGCACAGAGCCAUACCCGAAAGGUCAGGUGUUGUGUGCCGUGUUAAGUACUGCAACAGCCUCCCUGACAUCCCGUUUGACCCAAAGUUCAUCACGUACCCCUUCGACCAGCACAGGUUUGUGCAGUAUAAAGCCACUUCACUGGAGAAACAGCACAAACAUGAACUGCUCACCGAGCCAGACCUGGGGGUCACUAUUGACCUCAUCAACCCAGACACGUACCGCAUUGACCCCAAUAUUGUGCUGGACCCUGCGGACGAGAAGCUUCUGGAAGAGGACAUCCAGGCUCCCUCCAGCUCCAAGAGGUCCCAGCAGCAUGCUAAGGUGGUCCCAUGGAUGAGGAAGACGGAGUACAUCUCCACUGAGUUCAACAGAUACGGAGUCUCCAACGACAAAGUGGAGGUCAAGAUUGGUGUGUCAGUCAAGCAGCAGUUCACUGAAGAGGAGAUCUACAAGGACAGAGACAGUCAGAUCGCCGCUAUUGAAAAAACCUUUGAGGACGCCCAGAAAAAUAUUGCGCAGCACUACAGCAAACCGAGAGUUACACCUGUGGAGGUGCUGCCCGUCUUUCCAGACUUUAAGAUGUGGAUAAACCCCUGUGCUCAGGUCAUCUUCGACUCUGACCCGGCUCCUAAAGAGGUGGCCGGCUCCGCUGCUGUGGAGAUGAUGUCUCAGGCCAUGAUCAGGGGAAUGAUGGAUGAAGAGGGAAACCAGUUUGUGGCGUAUUUCCUGCCCAACGAGGACACAAUCCGCAAGCGAAAGAGAGACGUGGAUGAGGAGUUGGACUACAUGCCUGAUGAGCUGUAUGAAUAUAAGAUAGCGAGGGAGUAUAACUGGAACGUGAAGAAUAAGGCCAGUAAAGGCUACGAGGAGAACUACUUCUUCAUCUUCAGAGACGGAGACGGCGUCUACUACAACGAGCUGGAGACCAGAGUGCGUCUGAGUAAGAGGAGGGCAAAGGCUGGAGCUCAGUCCACCACCAACGCUGUGCUGGUCUGCAAGCACAGAGACAUGAAUGAGAAAGAGCUGGAAGCACAGGAAGCUCGCAAAGCUCAGCUGGAGAACCACGAGCCGGAGGAUGAGGAGGAGGACAUUGACAUUGACAAAGACAUGCAGGACUCAGGUGAUGAGAAGGAGAAAGGCAGCGAGAGCGAGAAUUCGGAGAGCGAUUCGGACCGCGAGGAUGAAGAGCGGCGAGGCGAGGAGGAUGAGGAUGAGGAGGACGAGGAAGGAGGGAAGCGGCGGGAGAGGAAGGUCAGCGGGAGCGGCAGCGAGAGCGGAGAGGACCGGCAGGCCCGGGACGAGGAAGAGAUCUUCGGCAGUGACGACGACAGCGAGGAGGAGGACGGAGGACGGCGCAGCGGCAGUGAGGACGAGGAGGAGGGUGAGGGAGGAGGAAGGAGAAGCGGCAGCGCCUCUCCGGCUCACAGUAGCAGCGGCCACUCAGAGGCCGGCCAGCACAGCGGCAGCGAGAGGGCGUCGGACUCCAGCGACGGCAGCGACAGUGAAUGAGAAACACGCUGGGGGGACUACAACUCCCAUCAUCUCUGGCUUUUUCCUAGUUCUGUCCUUAAUUUCCUCAUGUGCUCUGUUUGGUUGUGGUGCCAUACCUAAUAGGAGGACUACAACACCCAUCAUACCUGGCUGUCCCAGUUCCCCAGCCACUGGAGAAACUACAGCUCCCAUGAUCCCCAGCUGUUCUGUUUCCUCGCCCACUGAAGAGAACUACAGCUACCAUCAUCCUCAGCUGUUCUGUUUCUUUGCCCGCUUAAAAGAACUACAAUUACAACUCCGCUCUCAUGGUUCUUCCCCUCUGUUAAGGACUACAACUCCCAUCAUCCCCAUCUGUCCCAGAUUCCUCACUCAUUUUCUCUAUUGCACUUGUUGCUCUGUUUAAUGUUUGGAGAAGGAGAUGAACAAAAAUAGUUUUUUUGGUCAUUUUUUAUUUUUUUCCAUUAUUUUUCCAUUAUUUUUCCAUUUUUUUAAGUAGUCCUGCAAGUUGACCAGCAUCAUGGGAACCGAUGAACUGAGCUGAAGCUGUUCUCAUGCCCUGCACACUUAAUUAAUGCUUAAAAUACCGUUUACCCACUUCUGUCUUCAAAUUUUACUAUGACUAUCCACAUUAUUUCAUCAAGAGGAAUUCCACCAACAUUUUUCAGUUCAUUAAAAAGUCACGAUGUAAACAGAGUCGUUCACAGCAGUUUGGAGUGAAACUCUCCGUUCUAGAUAAACUCACCGAGUCAGAACUGCUCACAGUGGUGGUGAUAUGAGCCAGACGUCCACCUCGAAAAGCUCCUACAUGAAAUAGUUAUGAAUUCACUGCCUGAUGACUGAGAUGCUGUUUUACGGUAGUUUUUAGGAAAGGAUUUGGGCUAAAAAUGUGUUUACAAAACCGAUUGAUGGCAACGAGGGGCAUGCAGGGUCCGCGUCUGUCUGGUUAACCCUUUCAUUCCAACCCACUCUGAAUGUGUACAUCUUGUCCCCUUUAAUACGGCCCAUAACUGAGACUCUGCUCAACAUGUCUCGCCAAAUGAAAGUAGAUGACUGAAACUGCAAGGCUGCAGGACACUGAGGUGGAUGCUGCAGUACUAGGCGGUGUUCAGGCGCUUCUUUGGUGUUGCGAUUAUUUCACAAUACCUUCUGCUUUAUAUGAGCCCUUCUGGCCAGAUUUCUCCAGUUCUUCUUUUCCCUUUUUGCUUUUUUUCUGUUUGAUGAAAUCACUUCUCCUCACGACCGUUGAAGCAACUGUUUCACGCAGAACUCCGGCCCUGGAGGGCCAGCGUCCAGCACUCUUUCGAGAUCUCGCCCAUCAUACACACCUCAUUCAGCCCCUCUGUUAAUUGCCAGGUUUAAUGAGUGUUUUAAGGAGGGCAGCUACCAAACUGUGCAGGAGGCCGUCCCUCCAGGACCGGACUUGCGCCACCCUGAUGUCAAGCUUUGAGGGCUAAUUAUGCUGUUUUCUAUGUUACGAUCCAAAGAUCAUCAUCAUCUAAUUUGUGGACUGUUUUGUUAAUUUAGUUGUUAUUUUAGUAGCUGUAGAUUGUAACGUCAUGGUGAUACAUGGUCACUUUGCUGUAUAAACUGCUGUAAAUAAAGAUAAACUAGUGUUUUUGUUUAAAAAA
Molecule: messenger RNA, 3346 nt
Organism: Pygocentrus nattereri (red-bellied piranha)
Lineage: Eukaryota; Metazoa; Chordata; Actinopteri; Characiformes; Serrasalmidae
Gene: paf1
Product: PAF1 homolog, Paf1/RNA polymerase II complex component
Exons: 14
Coding region: 171-1736 (521 amino acids)
Biological process (GO): transcription elongation by RNA polymerase II
Cellular component (GO): Cdc73/Paf1 complex
Molecular function (GO): RNA polymerase II complex binding; chromatin binding
Source: RefSeq, a predicted model, not a curated record